UGUGUCUGUGCUACUGUUGUUCUGUAUUCAGUUUGUUCUGUGUAUGUCACAAAUUCAGAAAUAACAUGGUUCAUCAUAGUGAUCUUAGUAGAUUUCGAUGGGUACUGCUAAGAUUUCACAAAUUUCAUUUUCCUAUAAAGGAGAGUACCAUUUUUUGUUAAUAAUCUCUUGAUAUGUGAUAGUUUUCCGUAUAAUAUAAUGGAGCGUCACCAUUCCUAUCUAAGAAAAUAACAAUAUGGAACAAGGAUUCAUAGAAGAACCAAGUAAAUCCAGCAGAGACAAUAGCAUAAAAGACUUGGGGACUUCUCAAUCUAGCCUUAGGAGCACUAAAAGCUUGGAUAAAUCAAGUACAAGCGGAAGCUUCAAACAUGAAAAGAAUUCUAUACAUUUUAAAAAUGAUAUAAUUCAUGACACUGACAAUCAAAAACUGCAAAAUGAUGCUUCGUCAAAAGUGCCUCAUAAAAUCAUAGCUAACUGGAGAUCAGCUUGUGAUAAAACCAAAGAUAAAACGAAAGAUCUGUUGAAACGAUGGCGAACAUUACCAGAAACUGAAGUAGAAUCGGAGAAGAAAAAUGAUGGUAUUUUGGAAAGUGAAGAAAGUAGCCAGCAAGAAAGUUGUGGAUGGAGUGUUCAUGUAUGGACUACAUGGGUGGACCGCUUCAGUGUAGAUUCAGGUGAAGGUACCAAUGAUAAGGGUGGAUACCAGCUGACUUUGAUUCAAAACAAUAAGUUUUCACAUUUUUUUUCUUGCUUAUUGGACCAUGAUCAAGAUAAUCUUAUUAGCGAACAAGACUUCGAAAAUUUGACAGAGCGGUUUCGUCAUUUUGCUGACUGGUCAAUUAAUUCACCAGAAUUCAAUGUAUUGAGAGAAAUUGAAAGAGGUUUUAUUGAAACCUUUUUGUCUAACAUAUCAGAUGAAAGACUGGGGUUUACAGUGAAUGAUCUCAGCUACUUAACCAAAGACGGUUGGCUGCACAAAUGGUCAGAAAUACUAACAGGCUCAAGAAAUCUGUCUGAUUUUCCAAUAUGGCUACAGUUUUUUGUAAAAGUUCUGUUCCAAGUCAUAAAUAGAAGUGGUACCGGGGUAAUAACAAGAGAUGAACUUGGCUCCUUUUAUUCCUCUAUUCUUGGUUUGGAUGCUGUGAAAGUAGGAGAAAUUCUCGAUUUGGCAUAUCAAGCAAUGACUUCUAAUGGCGAUCAUUUCUUGCACUACAAGUCUUAUAGACUCUGUUUUGCAAACUAUUUAUUAGGUAGACAUCCCAACGGACCAGGGCAAUAUAUUUUGGGUGCCCCUCCAACUUUACCGUCAUCUAUCAUGUUUCCCAUAGAUUAUUCUGCUCUGAAUGCUCAACCUGAAGAUCUCGAACAGUAUGCUCCAGAUCACAAGUCCAAUAGACGUAGUGUAAUUGUAUGAUACUUUUGUACCAAUAUCAUUGGCUGACAAUAUGAAUGGUAUACGCUAAAGUAUCGAUAUUUUAAAUUGGACCUGGUCUUUCAUUAGUAUCAUGAGAGGCAAAGUAGUAAUGAGAUUGUAUCAUAUCAAAAUAAUCCAGUUCUAUCAUAUCAACUGUGGUAGGUUAGGAAAAAGACACUACUACACCGAAAGAAAUUUUUCCAUGGAGAAACAUCACAUCGUUGUGCACUCUAAUGCUGAAUUUAAGCAACUUUCUUACACAAGUGCACCUUUCCCUAUAAAUAAAUUCUAAAUGCUAUGUGAUAUUAAAAUUGUUAGAGAAAGAUGUAUUGUUAUUUGUUUCAGAAAGAUUUUUUGGGUGUUGAGUCGUGUACUACAUAAAUAUUAUUUGUUUAGGUUGGUUUUUAUAUUUAGCUGUUUACCAAAUAAUUUAUCUCCAUUUUUUAUUUGAUGAAUAUUAUCAAAGAUCUGUGGAAUUUCUACCUGAAUUUUUUCCAAUUCUAAGGUACAGUUCAGAAUACACCUGAAUCAUACAAUACUCGCAUUCAUUUUUUCAAAACAGAGUAUUGGUGUUAUCUAAAUACCGAGCAACAUAAUGGGUCUUGAUUUUUUUCACACAAUUCAUGAAACUUGUAAUCGUUUACUUCAUUAGUGGGGCAAACUCAAUUAGUAUCAAAAGCAAUAUCUGACUUAAUGAGAUUUCAAUCAUUUUUCUGGAGUGAAAGUGAAAUACAAUGAUUGUAAAUCAUUUGCAGCAAUAUUGGAAACAUUUUUGUAGUUAAUGUAGUCACUACAGUUUAGAUAUCUGUUUAUUUUUCUUCCUGAGAUUUAAAUGAGAUUAGUUGUGAUUUUUGAACAAUUAUAAAAUGAGCAUCACAGAUCAAAUAAACUACUUUUUCUUAUAUAACGAAUUAGUGAUAAUAUAGAGUUCAGUGGAACAAAACCAUAUAUAACGAAUGAAUGGAAUAAUUGGUAGAAAGGAAGAAAUACUUUUUUUGUGUAAUAAAGAGAAAACGUUAUGUUGAUUGUAGGUAUAGUGUGUGUGCUUUCUGCAACAAUUUUCUAGUACAAAUUUGUCUUUAAAAAUCUGACCAAAAGUUGUUUACUCCAGUGAUAUGUCUUCAUCAAUGGGUAUUUAUUGCAACGAAUUGAAAAAUGACAACACACUGUCAAUAAACAUUGUAAUUGCUUCAUGAGAAUAAAAAAUUGUCUACAUUA
Leptinotarsa decemlineata (Colorado potato beetle) is the source of this 2632-nucleotide messenger RNA. RefSeq lists its product as uncharacterized. Lineage: Eukaryota; Metazoa; Arthropoda; Insecta; Coleoptera; Chrysomelidae. The record is from RefSeq and is a predicted model, not a curated record.